Linum tenue is the source of this 402-nucleotide messenger RNA. NCBI's taxonomy places the organism in Eukaryota, Viridiplantae, Streptophyta, Magnoliopsida, Malpighiales, Linaceae. The record is from the annotation of a GenBank genome assembly.
AUGGCUCCAGACGAUGUCCUCAAGAAGCUGGAAUACCUAUCUCUGGUCUCCAAGGUCUGCACCGAGCUCGAGACCCAUUUAGGUUUCGGCGACAAAGUCCUUGCGGAGUUCAUCACCGAGUUGGGCCGCAACUGCGAGGCCGUCGACGAGUUCGAUUCGAAGUUGAAGGAGAACGACGCCGGGAUGCCCGAUUACUUUGUGCGGACGCUCCUGACCAUUAUCCAUGCGAUUCUUCCGCCAACGCGCAAGUCGGAGAACCCCAAGGAGACCGCCGGUGGUGGUGGUGGUUAUGAUAGGCAAGAAGACGGCAGAGUUGAGAUGGUCCCGAAGAGCACUGGCUCCAACUCCAACGAGCCUGAAUUAUACACUGUAUAUAAAGGCAGGGUUUCCAGAGAGUGGUGA